UCAGAGGAGAGCGUCAUUGACAGGCGCUGUUUGUGAAUGACGUCAAUGCUUGGGCGCAAGAUGGCCGCGUUUGGUCUGUGAGCGCUCGUCCGACACCGGAACCGAGCGAACAUACGGAGUCUGUAGAUGCUGUGAGAGGCGAAUACACCGACAGAGACACGCGACAUCGCGACAUCGCGCCCGGAGCCGCGCGAGCAUCAUGGACGCCUCAGAGUUCAUGGACACGAUGGACCCGAGCUUAGCCGAGCUGGGCGAUGAGUUCACACUGGGAGACAUCGACGAGAUGCUGCAGUUCGUCAGUAAUCAGGUGGAUUUCCCGGAUCUCUUCGAGGAUCAGAUGGGUGGCGGAUCUGUGGCCCCCGUGAGGCCCCUCCCACAGACGGCCCCCAGCGCCAUACUGACCCCCCCUCACACACCUGUACAGGCCAGCAGCCAGACGCAGACACAGACGCAAACGCAGACACCGAUACAGACGCAGACACGCACACCGCCUCUGCUGCAGCCACGACCACAGCCAAUCACACAGGUGCAAACGUUCCCCAUGCAGACGCUGGCUGUGCAGACGCAGGCGCAGCCGCAGACGGUGAUGAUCACGCCGACCGCCACGUCGUCCCGAUUCAUCCAGAACCAGGUGAUCUGCCAGCAGAACCACGGCACGGGUUUCCAGGUCCUCCAGCCGCAGAUGCAGAGCAUUGUGACAUCACCGCAGGUCCAGCCAAUGACGAUCCAGCACCAGCGUGUGCUGACUCCUGCCGGUCAGACCAUCCAGACGCUGUCGACGACGCCCAUGCACACAAUGUCUCAACAAGUGCCUUUGUUGGUGCACCAGCCUCAGAUCCUGAAGACGGACUCUCUGGUUCUGACCACACUGAAACCGGACGGGACACAGGUUCUGUCGACCGUACAGAACCCGACGGGCAUCACGACCCUCACUGCGCCCAUCCAGACCACCGCACUGCAGGUUCCUAUGGCCGACGGCCAAUCAGAAAUGUCAAGUUGUUCCGGAAUAUCCAUCCAUUCCUUCUAUCCUAGGAGACUCUUUCAGGUAAAAAAUGUUGUAACAUCUAAGGAGUCAUAUCAUUGUUAAAUUUUCCAAGUAUUGAUUAUAGAUUG
Molecule: messenger RNA, 1113 nt
Organism: Megalobrama amblycephala (Wuchang bream)
Lineage: Eukaryota; Metazoa; Chordata; Actinopteri; Cypriniformes; Xenocyprididae
Product: sterol regulatory element-binding protein 2-like
Exons: 6
Coding region: 200-1087 (295 amino acids)
Biological process (GO): positive regulation of cholesterol storage; positive regulation of transcription by RNA polymerase II
Cellular component (GO): nucleus
Molecular function (GO): RNA polymerase II cis-regulatory region sequence-specific DNA binding; DNA-binding transcription factor activity, RNA polymerase II-specific
Source: RefSeq, a predicted model, not a curated record